AUGAUUCCAUUAAUCAAAAUAUCAAAAAUAGUAGUGCAUACGGCUUUGACUUCCAUUACAACUUGUCGUCAAUACAUACCGUCUGAUAAUCGUUCCUUUUUCGUGCGUGAUUAUUCUCAAUCAAAUUUACCUCAACGAAUAUCAAAUUCAUCAUAUCAAAAUCUUCUUCGUCAACUUCCUUCUCUUCGAUUAGUUGUUCUAGGAUGUGCUCGUAAUGUCGAACGAGAUCUUGAUGCAUUUCGAAGUCAUAUUGAACCAAUUAUUGAUCUCUUUCAUUCAUCAUCUCGUAUUCUUAUUUUCGAAAGUGAUUCAAAAGAUAAAACUGUAAAAAAACUUCUUGAAUGGUCUCGUGUAGAACUAUAUACAUAUCGUGGAUUAUUAGGACGAUA
Adineta steineri is the source of this 389-nucleotide messenger RNA. The record is from the annotation of a GenBank genome assembly. Lineage: Eukaryota; Metazoa; Rotifera; Eurotatoria; Adinetida; Adinetidae.